AUUUAUUUCUCAUCUAGGUUAUUAAAUAAAUAAAUAAAAAAAUGGUGUUUCUCGCUAGUGCUAUUUCUGAUGCUCGUAUCGAAGAAUCUAGAAAAAAUGGAGAGUUUCAUCCUGACGCUGUUGGUACAACUAUUUAUGGUACUCAUUGGGCUUCAGAGGAUAUUCCAAGAUUUGAAUUGCCAGAGAAUGAAAUGCCAUCCAAUGUUGCAUAUAGAUUAAUUAAAGAUGACUUGGCUCUCGAUGGAAAUCCUGCACUUAAUCUUGCUACUUUUGUAACAACUUAUAUGGAAGAUGAAGCAGAAAAAUUAAUGACCGAGAAUCUUUCAAAAAAUUUCAUUGAUUAUGAAGAAUAUCCUCAAAGUGCAGAACUUUGUAAUCGAUGCGUUAAUAUGAUUGCUCGUCUCUUUCAUGCACCUAUGCAUAGUGCAAGUGAAGAAGCUUUAGGUUGUUCAACAGUGGGCUCAUCUGAAGCUAUCAUUUUAGCUACCCUUGCUAUGAAACGUCGUUGGCAAAACGCACGCAAGAAAGCAGGUUUACCUUUUGAUAAACCUAAUUUGGUUUUGGGUGCUAAUUGUCAAGUAGCUUGGCAUAAAGCAAUUCGUUAUUUGGAAAUUGAAGGUCGCGAAGUAGAAUGUACUGAAGAUUGUCUUUAUAUGAAUCCUCAUAAGGCGAUUGAGCUUGUAGAUGAAAAUACGAUUGGUGUUUGUGCCAUUUUAGGUUCUACCUAUACUGGCCACUAUGAAGACGUCAAGACACUGAAUGCACUCUUGGAAGAAAAAAAUAAAGAAAAAGGUUGGGAUGUGGGUAUUCAUGUAGAUGCUGCUAGUGGUGGGUUUGUUGCCCCCUUUGUAAAUCCUGAUCUUGAAUGGGAUUUCAGAUUAAGUCGAGUGGUAUCGAUCAACGUCUCUGGUCAUAAAUAUGGAUUAACGUAUGCUGGUAUCGGAUUUUGUCUUUGGCGAUGCCCUGAAUACCUCCCUAAAUCAUUAAUUUUUAAUAUUAAUUAUCUUGGAAGUGAUCAAGCUUCAUUCACAUUGAACUUUAGUAAAGGAGCGUCUAAUGUGAUUGCACAGUAUUAUGUCUUGAUUCGUCUGGGCAAGAGUGGAUUUAAGAAGAUCAUGACGAAUUUGACAGAGACUGCAGAUUAUUUGACUGAUAGGUUACAGGAGACAGGUCAUUUUACGAUCCUGAGUGAGAGAGAGGGUCGUGGAUUGCCGUUAGUCGCAUUUAGACUGAAUGAAAGACAUCACUAUGAUGAAUUUGAUAUUGCUUCAAGGUUACGUGAACGUGGAUGGAUUGUACCUGCUUAUACAAUGGCUCAUAAAGUAGAACAUAUGAAGAUGUUGAGAAUCGUCGUUCGUGAAGAUUUCUCUCGUUCUCGUUGUGAAAUUUUAGUAAGAGAUAUCUUGGCUACUAUUCAUUCUUUAAAUGAACUUGAUGAAAAGACGAUUGCCAAAGGACGUCAACAUCGUGCCAAGCACUCUCAUAGCUCAAUUUAUACUAAUAAUCCUAACAAUGCUACUCGUGAAGAUGGUCAAUCAUCAAAGUCAGAUGAUGAAUCUAUCAAUACUAAAAAGAAGUCUGCCCAAAUAUGUUAAGCUUUAAUGGUCUUUA
This is a messenger RNA of Cokeromyces recurvatus, 1611 nucleotides long. RefSeq names its product glutamate decarboxylase. The record is from RefSeq and is a predicted model, not a curated record. Bases 42 to 1595 code for a protein of 517 amino acids. The transcript has 9 exons. Lineage: Eukaryota; Fungi; Mucoromycota; Mucoromycetes; Mucorales; Mucoraceae. Gene Ontology annotation, biological process: L-glutamate catabolic process. Gene Ontology annotation, cellular component: cytosol. Gene Ontology annotation, molecular function: glutamate decarboxylase activity; pyridoxal phosphate binding.